GGCACCGGCGGAGCGUUGAGGGAGAGGCGAGCUGCAGACGGGCCUCGGGCGGCGAGAGGCGGGCUGCGCUUCUGUCCGUCCGUUCGUGUCUCCUCCCCCAGCCCUUCCGUUAUCUCGGCCGUGCCAUAACAGCGGAAGGAUCGUGUUUCCUCGUGCGGUUUGCGCGAGCAGCAGCUGCUAAGCGAAGGACGUGCUGCUCGGCCGGGCUGGAAGCGAGGCGUUGCCGAGCGUGCCGUUUAGGUCGUCUGCUGCGGCCUAUUGAACAGCCGAGAAAGCAGGAAUUUCCCCUGGAGCGCUCUAGUUUUCUACGGGUGACGAUUUUAUUUAAGGACUGUUAUGUGACAACUUAAAAUUUUCAUAUGAAACUUGAAAAUGGCUUCAAGAGGAACAACAGAGACCAGUAAACUGAAACAAAACUUGGAAGAGCAGUUGGACAGGCUAAUGCAGCAACUUCAAGAUCUGGAGGAAUGCAGAGAGGAGCUAGAUGCAGAUGAGUAUGAAGAAACCAAGAAAGAAACUCUAGAACAGCUGAGUGAGAUCAAUGACUCACUGAAGAAGAUUAUGUCUGGAGAUAUGACGUUGGUGGAUGAGCUCAGUGGCAUGCAACUGGCAAUACAGGCAGCCAUCAGCCAAGCAUUUAAAACUCCAGAAGUAAUUAGAAUGUUUGCAAAGAAACAACCAAGGCAAUUGAGGACAAGGUUGGCAGAGAUGGACCGAGACCUAAUGGUCGGGAAGUUGGGACGAGACCUGUACACACAACAGAAAGUUGAAAUCCUGACUGCCCUCAGGAAGCUCGGUGAGAAGCUGACACAAGAGGAUGAAACCUUCUUGUCAGCAAAUGCAGGUGCAGCCCUGAGCCAGUUUGAGAAAGUCUCCUCUGACCUCGGAUCAGGAGACAAAGUCUUCGCUCUAGCAAACUUUGAAGUAGAGAAGGCAAAGCAAUGAAGAGAUGUGUGAGACCUGUGAGACUCGAGUCUCUCCUGUUGUCAGCAGAAUUGGACUUUGGUCAUAUUGUAAUAGUUUGGUUUUUUUUUUUUUCUAUUUUUAAGAUGUUGCAAAAAAACUAACAGCCCAUCACCAAACCUUAAGCCUCUUGGGUUCUUAAGCAGAAGAUAUGAAGUAAGCAGCCUUAAAGUGCACUUUGGAACAUUGGUGUCUGCGUACCCCUCAGUAACAUAAGUUCUGAGGUUAAACACUAAGUGGUACUCUGAAAACAAAACCUUCUUAUGACUGUCUUUGAAAAGAAUCAGCUAUUUUCAACUGUUCUGAAAGUGUAUUUCUCUAACUAUUAAAACAUACUCUUUUUGCAUAUUGUUGUAACAGGCAAUCUUUUUCAGGAGCAAUCCUAAAGAGUAAGUUGUUUUGGGGGUGAUUAUUGUAAUGGCUCUCAAACUCUUAAAUUUCAUUCAGGCUCCCUACUAAGUAUUAUACACUAGGAAUUUGCAUAUUUGAAAAUUUGACGUGGUUUAUUUGAAAUGCCAUCUUUCUACAAACUGUUUGCAGAAGAACCAAAAUGAGACUGUAUGCUGAUGGUUGGCCCUUGUCUACUUGUUUGCUGUGCACAUGAAUGAGUGCCAUUGUGUCCCGGCCGUGAUUGACAAACAAUGGAAGCCCUGUGGGGAGACUUCUGGAGUAAUUUAACCUCUUGUAUUGAAAUGACGGGGCAUUGCUAGGAAAUGGCAAUGAGAAAGCCCUUUCUGUUGACCUCUUACUUGAGCUCUGGGUAUAGAACUGUGUGCUACCGUUAUUUCCCAGGAUUUCUGAGGUAGCACAGAAUAGCAACGAAGUAGAAACAAGUUUAAAAAAAAGAAAAGGGGAGAAAGGUCUCAUUACAUAAUUGGUGCAAGUGUAGCUGUCUAAUUACCAGGUGCUGCUGCUGUGCAGAGGGGGAGGUCAGUGCCUCCACAGGGAGGUUAAAACCCUGAAUCAUUUCAGAGCAUAGGAGGAUUUAAAAUCUGGUCACAUGUUUAGCUCUGAUUGUGGAAAAUACUACUUGGGGCUUUAGAUCUGUUUGACUUUUUGAGAAAUUAUGUUUCGUAUUUCUUUGUGAAAUCAGUAUGAAAUAUCUUUGAUAUCUUUUUCUUGCUGUACUGGCACCUUCACAUUGUCAUUCCAUACUUGUUAGUACUGAAUUAGUUGAGCUCACUGGAAGCCUCAGAUUUUUUAGGUUUUGUAGUUUGCAUUUCAAGCUUGCUUUACCCUUGGCAUACAUUCAGGUACUGAUCUAAUUUUAUCAGGAAAAACAACAAGAUGUUUCUUAAUUGAACUUCAUACUUGUUCUCCUUAUUCUGCCCUACCAGUAGCUAGAGAAAAGGACAUAGAUGGGAUCUAUAGGGAUGAAGGUGACCUGCUGUUCUGAGGAAUCCUGUAGUUAAUAUAGUGGAAUUACUGUGUGAGUAUCACAGGCUUUUCUGCAAGACCCUGAGCCUCAGUGAGAACUGCCAUUAAACCAAGUGGAAUGAAUGAAGUCUUAAAUUUCAAUGGCCCACUGCAAUGUUAAUGUCUGUCACUUAGAAUAAGUGGGUAACGUGAACUAUAAACAGAAAAUUAAUAUGAUCAGUCUUAAUUUAGAUGGCAUUUACAGGGGAUGAGUACAUUGUAAAUAAGUUGGUCUAAUUGUAAGUUAGGACCUGGAGUAAAGUAAACCAGCAAAAUGGGAGUUUUAGAAUACUUUUGCUGAAAUAGAUAACAUUUUGAAAUCUAGUCUUUCAGAAGUGGAAGAAUGCGCAGUAUGGGCUGCACAAUUUGCCUCUUGCACUAAUGGUUUUCUCAUUUCUGUUUUUUAAGAAACUUCUGUUUAGAUGGGGGUCUUUUGUGCAUCAUAUCAGAAUUGUUUUCCUGUCUGGGGCAGCAUUAUCUUCUCUGACAAAGGCUGACUGCAGCUUUAUAGCUGAGAACAGCUUAUUAAAGGUGUUAUUAGACAGUCUAAAGAUAUUAAAAACAAAACAGUCCAUGGGGACUGUGGCUGCCUUCUUUUUUUUUCUGCUCAUUACUGGUGCUAAGUAACUCUUUUCCCUCUCCCAAACUGCUUGCAGCAUUAGCAUGUAAAUGAAAUCUCUCAGCAAUCCCCUAGAUCACAAUAAGUUUACUGUGCAAUUAAAUGGAAAUCUUUCCUUGCAGUUUAAGGGAGGUGUACGUUUCUAGACAAAACUUUUAAAAUUGAUUUGCAAACACUUGAGCUUUUUUUUUUUUUUUUUCCCAAACUUCCCAUACUGCAGGCAGUUGUAGAAUUGCCAUUAAACUGAUCUUUGACUCAGUACCAUCUUAAUGUUGUGCUGCUUCUCCUCUUGAAAAGAUCCCUUGUGAUUUAGGUGGGCAAAGAUGAGGCAGAGGGAAGACGAUUGAAAGAUUCAGUUUACCCAGUCAAACUUCCCUUCCAGAAAGCACAGCUCUAACCCAGAGGCUGGUUAUUUCCUGUGGGAUGUUUGGGCUAUAAAUGUAAUUUAACCAGGAAGGUGUUGCCAGUAUGAGGCUAUUUAUAUGUUGGCUGGCCCUAGCAGAUAGUUCUUUAAGGUAACCUGCUUGAAGUGGUUAAAUGAAUGUCAGAGGUGUAGAAAGGUAAUUGGUGUGCUAUGCUGAAGAUACAGCCAAAUAAUUCUGAGAUGUACCUCCAUCAGUGUAUCUGAUGUUUCUCCAGGGGCUGGAAAAAAAAGUGUUCUAUUUAUUAUAAUAAUCAUUUGCUCAAAUAAAAAUUGGUGACAAAAGAAAA
Molecule: messenger RNA, 3709 nt
Organism: Lagopus leucura (white-tailed ptarmigan)
Lineage: Eukaryota; Metazoa; Chordata; Aves; Galliformes; Phasianidae
Gene: LZIC
Product: leucine zipper and CTNNBIP1 domain containing
Exons: 7
Coding region: 373-945 (190 amino acids)
Biological process (GO): negative regulation of Wnt signaling pathway
Cellular component (GO): beta-catenin destruction complex; nucleus; cytosol
Molecular function (GO): beta-catenin binding
Source: RefSeq, a predicted model, not a curated record